This is a messenger RNA of Chrysochloris asiatica (Cape golden mole), 525 nucleotides long. It is a transcript of the gene MYDGF, whose product is annotated as chromosome unknown open reading frame, human C19orf10. NCBI's taxonomy places the organism in Eukaryota, Metazoa, Chordata, Mammalia, Afrosoricida, Chrysochloridae. The record is from RefSeq and is a predicted model, not a curated record. Bases 1 to 525 code for a protein of 174 amino acids. The transcript is spliced from 6 exons. Gene Ontology annotation, biological process: positive regulation of angiogenesis; positive regulation of endothelial cell proliferation.
AUGGCGGCGCCCAGCGGAAAGAGCGACGGCGGCAGAAGCGCGAGCUUGUGGGCCGCGGUGCUGCUGACGGCCAUGGCACUGAGGCCGGCCGAGGCAGUGUCCGAACCCACGACGGUGGAGUUUGACGUGCGACCCGGCGGCGUCGUACACACUUUCUCCCAAAACGUGGGCCCUGGGGAUAAAUACACGUGCGUGUUCACCUACGCUUCUCAAGGAGGGACCAAUGAGAAGUGGCAGAUGAGCCUGGGGACCAGCGAGGACCAUCAGCAUUUCACCUGUACCAUCUGGAGACCCCAGGGAAAAUCCUACCUCUACUUCACACAGUUCAAGGCGGAAGUGCGGGGCGCCGAGAUCGAGUACGGCAUGGCAUAUUCUAAAGCCGCGUUUGAAAGAGAAAAUGAUGUUCCCCUGAAAAAUGAGGAGUUUGAAGUGACCAAAACAGCAGUGACUCACAGGCCUGGGGCCUUCAAGGCUGAGCUGUCCAAGCUGGUGAUUGUGGCCAAGGCGUCCCACAGUGAACUGUGA